AUGUCAGACAUUGUACUCCCAGGUCAAGCACUUUCUCUCCCUCAGAGAGCACCACUCCCACAGACAGGAACAGGUAUAUACAACAGAACAUGUCUCAGAUCGACCAUAAUAGGCAUUCCAUCCACAACAGGAUCACUCAUCUCAGUCAUCCCACCUCGUCCUAUCCCUCCAGUCCCUCAACCAGGCUCACUCGUACUAGGCAAAAUCACCCACCUCUCUCCAACAAGCGCAACACUCCUCAUCCUCGCAGUCGACAACAACCCAUCGGAGGAGUUCACGGGGAUUAUCAGGACUCAGGAUAUACGCGCGACGGAGAGGGACAAGCUCAGGAUGGGUGACUGUUUUAGAGGAGGGGACGUCGUACGCGCUCUGGUGCUCAGCUUGGGUGAUCAGAGGAACUAUUAUCUCUCAACGGCGAGGAACGACCUUGGCGUUGUAUUCGCUACUAGUGAAGCUGGAGGAAUAAUGCAGCCCAUCAAUUGGCAAGAGAUGCGCUGUCCCCGCACAGGCCAAAUCGAGAAACGCAAAUGUGCAAAGCCCUAA
Molecule: messenger RNA, 543 nt
Organism: Dacryopinax primogenitus
Lineage: Eukaryota; Fungi; Basidiomycota; Dacrymycetes; Dacrymycetales; Dacrymycetaceae
Exons: 2
Coding region: 1-543 (180 amino acids)
Biological process (GO): RNA processing
Cellular component (GO): cytoplasm; nuclear exosome (RNase complex)
Molecular function (GO): RNA binding
Source: RefSeq, a predicted model, not a curated record